GUCCUUCUUGAGCCUGAAGUAGAGUCCGUGCCGCUGUUGUGCUCGUGUUUAAUCCAGAACCUGAGCCAGGCAUGGGGCUAGAGGACGAGGAAAAGAUGCUGACCGGAUCCGGAGAUCCAAAGGAGGAGGAAGAGGAGGAGGAGGAAUUAGUGAUAGGACUGAGGCUUUCAGUGCAUACUGGCAACCUUGGAAGGCAGGAAUGUGAAACUUUUCCCUACUACUUAGCAUCAGAAUUGAAUGGGAGACCCCAUUCUGCCAUUUCUGGCGGCAGUGUGGCUCUGCCAGCUGGCUUUCUGCACGGAUCCCCUGACAACAGUGAGAGAGCAAUGCGAGCAGCUGGAGAAAUGUGUAAAGGCCCGGGAGCGGCUGGAGCUCUGUGAUGAGCGUGUAUCCUCCCGGUCACAGACAGAGGAGGAUUGCACGGAGGAGCUCUUUGACUUCUUGCAUGCAAGGGACCACUGUGUGGCCCACAAACUGUUUAACAGCUUGAAGUAAAUGUGCAGACUCAUUCACUCCAGCCUUUAUCACCUGAACAUCAGGAUAUUUACUUAUGGUUUUGAACAUACCAUUUGUUUCUAAUUUGUGUGUAGUUAUAAGUUCAUGUGAACCUUAUGGAUUUUGUCUUGGCAAGUAGCUUCUUCUAUGUAAUCAGCAGUAAUUCUAUCUUAAUAAAGUCCAGUGAUCUUCA
Messenger RNA from Choloepus didactylus (southern two-toed sloth), 688 nucleotides. Its product is annotated as cytochrome b-c1 complex subunit 6, mitochondrial. The coding region runs from base 238 to 495 and encodes 85 amino acids. Gene Ontology annotation, biological process: mitochondrial electron transport, ubiquinol to cytochrome c. NCBI's taxonomy places the organism in Eukaryota, Metazoa, Chordata, Mammalia, Pilosa, Megalonychidae. The record is from RefSeq and is a predicted model, not a curated record. The transcript has 5 exons.